Arachis duranensis is the source of this 1194-nucleotide messenger RNA. RefSeq lists its product as uncharacterized. NCBI's taxonomy places the organism in Eukaryota, Viridiplantae, Streptophyta, Magnoliopsida, Fabales, Fabaceae. The coding region runs from base 1 to 1194 and encodes 397 amino acids. The record is from RefSeq and is a predicted model, not a curated record. The transcript has 2 exons.
AUGGCUAGUAAAGAGAGUUUUGAAGUGUUGGUUCACCACAGAGGAUUGAUUAAGAGGAAAACACGAUCCGGUGUGAAGUUCCCUGAUAAGGAUCCUCUCAGUAUUUUCGUGAGGCCUACGACGAGCUAUGACGACCUUGUUAGUUUUGUUCUACGAAAACUUGGUCUAGAAGGCGUGAAACGGGUUAAGAAGUUCUUCUAUCGCAUUCCAAUCUCGGUCCUCCAAGAAAUCGUGAAAUAUGAUUGUUUCACGAUUGGAAGUGAUGAUGACUUACAGGUCCUGUUUCAUUGUCGCUGGCAGUUUCCCAAAGUGAGGACACCAGAACUGUUGGCGAAGUUGGUUGACGUGGUAUCCAGCUCGGGGGGUUUGAACCGGAAUACCCCCACUGUAGCCACGGUAGCCGGUUCUAGCUCGAGACCUGCGGGUGCGUCUUCCUCCGUCCCUGUGUAUGAACCUCUGGUCCAGCCUGUCGCCUCCCCUUCGUUCGCUGUGGAUCUCAAUGGAAGUGGAGGCGGCAAAGUUGGAAUAGGGGAUUACGUGCCAACCCCUUUACAGUGUGCUGCACCGGCUGGUCUUGGAGAUGCAUUAUUGGAUAAUCCAGUGGACGAUGAUGUGGAGCCGGAUAUCAUUGCUGAUGACAGUGGCGAUGAUAUUGAACCGAGUGAGCCUGCUACUGCGGGAGGUGGUUCUAGCUCUCGCACACAGCAGUACCCUCCACAUUUUUCAUCUUUGGACUUGGAUGCAAUGAGGCAGGAGGGGGGUCCUGGGGAGCCUGCUGGUUUUGGCGCUAGAGAUGCAGAAGGGUCUGCAGGUUUGACAGAGUUUCAGGUUGGUCAGCAAUUUCAGGACAAGGAUGAGGCCGUGUUAACUGUGAAGACUUACAGCAUCCGACGCGGGGUACAGUACAAGGUGAUGGAGUCUAACUAUCGCCGAAAUGUUGGGAAGUGUUCUGAGUUUGGGAAUGGGUGCACAUGGUUGAUUCGGCUUAGCCUCUGGCAGCGCAAGGGCAUUUGGGAGGUCAAAAGGCCCACGUAUAGGAGGGUCUGGCUAGCGAAGCAGAAGGCCAUUGCGCACAUCUAUGGUGAUUGGGAUGAGUCAUAUAACGAGCUCCCUAUGUGGGUGUUAGGAGUUCAGUUGAUGAUGCCUGGUACGGUUGCAGUCCUUAGGACGAGCUCUGUUCGAGUUGGGGGAUAG